Messenger RNA from Erythranthe guttata (spotted monkey flower), 1297 nucleotides. RefSeq names its product putative glycosyltransferase At5g25310. Gene Ontology annotation, molecular function: glycosyltransferase activity. Lineage: Eukaryota; Viridiplantae; Streptophyta; Magnoliopsida; Lamiales; Phrymaceae. The record is from RefSeq and is a predicted model, not a curated record.
AAAAGGAAAAAAAGAAAAAAGAAAAAAAAAAAAAGAAAAGAAAAUUCUUUGAUUGACCAACCACCCACCACCACCACCUAUGGCGGCAACGACCACCGCUGUAUUCUCCAUCUUCUUCGUCCUCCUCCCAUCUCUCUCCGCCGCCUCAUCGUCACCUUACCACUCCGCCGCCACACUUUUCCAGAACUACCACACCAUGCUCACGACUUUCAAGAUUUUCAUUUACACCCCUUCUAAACCCUUUGAUUUUCCCAACGCAGCCACCGCUUCUCUCUUCUACACCUCCCUCCGCCGCAGCCCAUUUCUCACCCACGACCCCACCGAAGCCCACCUCUUCUUCGUCCCCUUUUCCCCUGACACCUCCACGCGCUCUUUAUCGCGCGUUGUUCGAGAACUCAGAAAUGACCUCCCCUACUGGAAUCGCAGCCUCGGCGCCGAUCAUUUCUUUCUCUCCCCCGCCGGUAUUGACUUUUCCUCCGACAGGAAUGUUCUCGAACUCAAGAAAAAUUCCGUUCAGAUUUCCGUUUUCCCCGUUGUCUCCGGUUAUUUCAUCCCGCAUAAAGACGUCACCUUACCUCCCCUCAGCACAUCCACUCUCACGCUUCUCCACGCGCCGGUGGAAAAGUCAACGGCGACUUCGUUUCUGGGUUACCUGAGAUGGGACGGGGAGACGGAGUCACAAUUGGUCAACGAGUUGAAAUCGGACGCCGAUUUCUUCAUCGAGGAAAAAUCGGAGCCGCCGCCGCCGUUGAAUCACAUACGGGGUUUUACAGAGAGUAAGUUCUGUUUGUUUCUUUACCAUGGCGACGUGGCUUCGAUGGUGGAGGCGAUGGCGUGGGGCUGCGUGCCGGUGGUGAUUGUCGACCGUCCGAUCCAGGACUUGCCGUUGAUGGAUAUUUUGAGAUGGUCUGACCUAGCUUUGCUGGUUGCCACCCCUCCUCACGGCGGCGCCGCCGCGCGGCUGAAGCAGGUGUUGAAUGGGCUGAGUGAGGAGAAGUACGGUGAGAUGAAGGAAUUGGGUGUGGCGGCAAGUAAGCAUUUGGUGUGGAACGAUGAAGCUCAGCCGUUUGAUGCGUUUCAUAUGGUGAUGUAUCAGCUUUGGCUGAGAAGGCACGUCAUUCGAUACUCACGCAGUGAGAUUGUUUAGAGAGAUAAACAAUAAAGAGUUUUAAUUUAUGUUUGUACUUGUUGUUAAUAAUCAUGUUUGAUAAUCACACUUUAAACAAAAUGUGUUAUGUUGUAAAGAUUUUACUUUUUUCAUGUAUGAAUAAACUAAGAUUACUGAGGUUGUCUGAAC